This is a messenger RNA of Oreochromis niloticus (Nile tilapia), 1109 nucleotides long. Its product is annotated as N-acylethanolamine-hydrolyzing acid amidase. Gene Ontology annotation, molecular function: fatty acid amide hydrolase activity. Gene Ontology annotation, biological process: fatty acid metabolic process. Bases 60 to 1109 code for a protein of 349 amino acids. NCBI's taxonomy places the organism in Eukaryota, Metazoa, Chordata, Actinopteri, Cichliformes, Cichlidae. The record is from RefSeq and is a predicted model, not a curated record. The transcript is spliced from 10 exons. Gene Ontology annotation, cellular component: lysosome.
UCGUUGCCCGCCAGAGGAACGCAGAGGAGUCGGCUGUCUCCGGUGCAGACGAUCGAAAGAUGGAGCGGACAACGCUGCUGCUGCUUCUCGGACUCGCAGUGUCGUGCCGGGCACAGUUUGCUCCACCCACGGUGAACAUCAGUCUGGAUGAAGAUCCAGAAGUGCGAUGGAUGCCUCUUGCGAAAGUCUUCGACGUAGAAUACGUGAAUAAAGCUGCUGCAGAGGUCAUUGAUUCCACGAUUCCAAAAUGGUUGCAUCAUGCAGUCAAACCUAUUGUGAUGGCCCUGGAAAAGUACGUUCCCCAGCCAUAUGCGGGGGAGAUCCGCGGCCUGGCCUCACACUUGGGAGGAACGCUGUCCGAUGUCAUCCUGCUCAACUUUGCCUAUGAAGUAUCCGCAUUCUGCACCAGCAUCGUGGCUCAGGACACAAAGGGGCACGUGUACCAUGGCAGGAACCUCGAUUACCCGCAUCCUGUUCUGAAGAAUCUGACUUUUAACGCAGUCUUCCUCAAGAAUGGAAAGGAGGUAUACCGUGGAACUUCGUUUGCGGGCUACGUCGGCUUGUGGACGGGACAAAGCCCCAACAAGUUUACUGUCUCAGGUGACCAGCGAGGAACUGAACACUGGUAUAACUGGUGGAAGAACAUCGUCUCUGCUUUCCUGUAUAAGAGAUCCCCCGUUAGUUGGCUGGUGAGGGAGACACUGGAGGAAGCAGAGGACUUUCAGGAUGCAGUCAUGCGUCUUUCAAAAGUCCCCAUCAUCACCGGGGUGUAUUACAUAGUGGGCGGGGUGCGGGCCGGGGAAGGGGUCGUGAUCACCAGAGAUCGAGAGGGCCCUGCUGAUAUCUGGCCUCUGGAUACUGUGAAGGGAGGAUGGUACAGAGUGGAAACAAACUUUGACCACUGGCUUCCUCCUCCUGCUAAAGAUCAUCGGAGAGAAGCGGCUAACAAAGCUCUAAAUUCUACUGGCCAGGCGCACAUCAAUAUGAAUACACUCUAUGGGGUUUUGUCCCUGAAUCCAGUGUGUAAUGGAAUUACUGUUUACACGACAGUGAUGAGCGCAGCAGCCCCAGAGAAAUACAUCACACUCCUUAGGCUGCAGGUAAUUUAG